This is a messenger RNA of Tuber melanosporum (Perigord truffle), 1286 nucleotides long. RefSeq lists its product as uncharacterized. The transcript has a single exon. Bases 124 to 1179 code for a protein of 351 amino acids. Lineage: Eukaryota; Fungi; Ascomycota; Pezizomycetes; Pezizales; Tuberaceae. The record is from RefSeq and is a predicted model, not a curated record.
CCCUACCCGAUAGAACCACUCCCACAAUUCAAACCAACCGUGGAUCCAGAAUUGAGUGAAAAGCUCGCCAAAUUUCGGCAAGAAUUGGUCGUCCCCUUUCACCUCUUGCGCGAGCACAAAAAAAUGAUCCGGCUGAAACGUAACCACGAAAAACUCCUCAAUGAGCCCUCCUUCGUCGAAAUCGGCAAUGAGAAGAUCCGGCUUCUGCCAAACACCCGCAAACUGGGUUUUCUCCACGCACGAGAGAUCACGAAAGUGAUCAACGCAAUGAACAACCCGAACGAGAUUGACAACAUCCUUCCCUUCCUUCUGGGUCUCCGGCAGGCGAGAGUCUCGCUAGGGGAAGGCCACAAGCAGAAGAUUAUCCGGGUUUGCAAUCUUAUGGGACGGGUGGACUUGAUAAUCUGGAUCGUCCAGAAUGUGAAGAAAUACAACUUCUACCUCACCAAGCCCAUCGCCCGGGAAUGCAUGCGUAGUACAUUGGUCGAGCAGGCGGUGCCUGAUAAGGAAUUCUCCACGAGAGCGGUCCGGCAUGCUAACCUUUUUAUGAAAAUUUUUGUUAACACUGCCAUUAAAGUUGAUCCGGCCGAACGGCUAAAGCGGGACCCGGUGGUCGUUGGAACGGCGCUGGGUGUUUUUGCAGACAACUACCUCCGCUAUAACGACGAAGUUGACUUCCUGGGUGAGACGGAAAAAUUGUGUCGCCUUCUGAAGGAUCAGUGUUGGGACCGGGUCGAGUGGGAGCCCCCGGUGCCAACCAAGCACAGAAGCCCGAUCAUGAAUCGGAAACAGCAUGCCCGCGACCUCCUUGGGGCUGUCGUUGACUACACCCCAGUUCUUGAAGGGUUGCUUGGGGCCAAGAACAUACUUGUCGGGAUCAGUGAUUUAUACCCAUGGCUGUCGGAGCAGAGCGAAAGGCUUGCGGAGAGAGUUGCAGGAUGGAAGCAACAUCUGGCUUCCGAGAAGAAUAUUCUAUCGGAUUCUCCUAGGUUGAGUAUUGGUAAUUAUAGGGCUGCUGGGGAAUUGAUCCAACAGAGGGAGAAGAAGGCAGGAGAGUUCAAGGAGGCAUCUGAAGAAGGUGCAGACGAGGAGGCUGUGGAGGGGGAGGGAGAGGCAGUCGAUGAUGGCUUAACUGAAGCGCAGAGGAGGGAAUUGGAGGAGUUGGAGAGGAGCAUGUAGAUUCUCGAUUUUUGUCGAGUAGAAGUUCUUCAUGUACUAUCUCAUAUCACACUUCUGGACUUAGAAAUCUUGUAUGAACCCUCAACUUCUUCCCCCCGAUUCCCUAA